Messenger RNA from Cajanus cajan (pigeon pea), 2102 nucleotides. RefSeq lists its product as uncharacterized. Gene Ontology annotation, cellular component: outer membrane. NCBI's taxonomy places the organism in Eukaryota, Viridiplantae, Streptophyta, Magnoliopsida, Fabales, Fabaceae. The record is from RefSeq and is a predicted model, not a curated record.
AAAGAAGCAAAAACCUAGUGCGUUGCUUUUACCCACUCACACUCUUCCUUCGUCUCCAACCUUCGAAUCCGAUCAAUGGAAAACUCAGAUGAAAAAAACGAAAAACUUCCCUUCUCUCCAAACCCUAACAAUGCCGAAGAAGAAGACGAGAUCGACGAAGACGAAGACGAAGAGGAAGACGACGACGACGACGUAUCGCAGGACCCUGGCGAGCAAUCCCCAUUGUCGCGGUUGCGCGAGGAGCGUUCGAAGCUGCAAACCCUGUCGCGGCGCUUGGCGUCGGAGCUGGUUCCUAUCCGAGUCCACGACGUGCUGAUUCGCGGCAACACGAAGACCAAGGAUUGGGUGAUUGAGGCGGAGCUCAAGCCCCUCGAGGACGCCGCCACCGUGCAGGACCUAAUUCGCGCCUCCGAAAUCGCCGUCGCCAGGCUCCGGAGCCUCGGGAUUUUCGAUUCCACCGAGCUCCGGCUCGAGGCCGGACCGCCGGAGCUGCCUCACACCACCAAUGUCGUCGUCGAAGUCGUCGAGACCGCCGACAAAAUCUCCGGCGAUUUCGGCGUUUACACCAAACCCGCGACUAAUUCUUGGACUGCUGAAGGUGCUCUCAAGUACAAAAACUUAUUAGGUUAUGGUGAUCUAUGGGAUGCCUCUUUGGCCUAUGGUGCCAACCAAGCAACAGAGGUGAGUGUUGGGCUGUAUGCCCCUCGACUGAAAGGAUUGUUAACCCCUCUUGUAGCACGACUAUCAAUGCUUUCCCAAGAUUGGCAAGAGUUUUCUUCAUACAAAGAGCAGUUGUUAGGCUUGUCUCUUGGCUUAAUCUCGGCAAGGCACCAUGACUUAGUCUACACUCUUGGAUGGCGUACCUUGACUGAUCCAUCCCGAAUGUCAUCCAGGUCUAUAAGGAGGCAGCUUGGGCAUGGUUUACUAUCAUCUUUGAAGUAUACAUUUAAAAUUGACAGGAGAAACUCACCAAUUAGGCCUACAAAAGGAUAUGCUUUUCUUUCUGCCACUCACUUAGGUGGCCUUACACCAGAUCAUCGGAGCUUGCGAUUUCUGCGUCAGGAAUUUGAUGUGCGCUGUGCCAUCCCCUUUGGGUUUUAUAAUACAGCACUUAACCUUGGGAUUUCUGCUGGUGCUGUUUUUCCAUGGGGGCAUGGUUUCAUGAACAAGCCAUCCCCGCUUCCUGAAAGGUUUUAUUUGGGCGGUGAUUUCUCUCCGGUUUGCGCCCUAGGAGGGCCAAUAACAUUGUGGGGAUUUAAAACUAGGGGAUUAGGUCCUACCGAACCACGAAGACGAAGCAGAGAUGGAAUUAUUGAUGACGAUGAUGAUUCCUCUAGAUGGGACUCCAUUGGAGGAGAUCUUGCUGUUACUGCUUUUGCAGACCUGUCUUUUGAUUUUCCAGUUAGGUGGUUGAGAGAUCAUGGAAUCCAUGGUCAUGUUUUUGCUGGUGCUGGGAAUACUGCUAAAUUAACUCAGAAUGAAUAUAAACGCUUUUCACCUCGGAGGUUCUUAGAAUCCUUUCGAACAUCAGUGGGAUGUGGAUUUGUUGUUCCUACUAGACUUUUUCGCCUAGAGGGUAACUUCUACUACAUACUCAGGAAGGAUGAACACGAUCGUGGGAAAACUGGAUUUAGGUUCAGCUUCUCAGCUCCUUCUUAGAGGCUGAGUUCACAACCGAGAUUCUUUUUUAUUUUAUUCUUGAGCAUUUAACAUUUUCGCUGUCUGUCAAUGGACGGCUAGUACUUUCCCUUUUCUUGUCGUUUGAAAUCCAGACUGAAAAUUGAGAAAGGGCACUGUUUCAGCGUUGAGGAUUUAUAGGGUCAGUUUUUGGAGUAGACAUUACCCCUUGAGGGUCAUCACAUAUAAGCUGAUGCGCAUGGCGAUGAUGUACGGAAUUCCAAAUUAUUCACUCGUGUAUUGCUACUUUAGAAGGCCUCGAUUGGCACCGAGAAUUCUCAUACUUUCUUUGUUCAACUUCAAUAAAUCGCUAACAAUGGUUGAGAUCAUUCUUGUGGAUAUUUAUGCCUAUUGUCUUCCAAAUGGUAAAACAGCAAAUUGGCUUUGUGCUGGUGGACUUGUAUAUUUGAUGAGUGGUUCCUGAA